Molecule: messenger RNA, 1413 nt
Organism: Panonychus citri (citrus red mite)
Lineage: Eukaryota; Metazoa; Arthropoda; Arachnida; Trombidiformes; Tetranychidae
Exons: 2
Coding region: 328-954 (208 amino acids)
Source: RefSeq, a predicted model, not a curated record
CUCCUUACCAUUUUCGGAGACUCAAUGUGAUGAGCAUAUAACUUAGUUAUUCGUUGAUUAAUAAUGAAUAAUAAUCAUUUGUUGUCUUCAUCUUCCUCAUUUGCCUUAAAUUGUGAGCAUAGUUAAUUUUAACAGUAAAACAGUAAGUAUCAGUUAGUAUCACUUUUAAUCAAGUUUCUAAAACAAAUGAAUCUAAAUUAUCUCAGUGUUUAAUUAUUUCAUCGUUAAUCACCAUCUCUUAAGUUAAAACCACAACGAAAUUGUUAAUCGUGACAACCAUUUUCUUUGAAAAGUCACAAAGUGUUUUUCUUCAAUUUCAUUUCUAAAAUGAGUGAAUUUAAAUUAACUCGAUGUUUAAUUGUCUCACUGGUGAUCAGUUUCUCGCUAAUUAAACCAACAUCCCAGUUGUUUUCAGCCGAGGGUCUAGCUAAUUUCUUGAAAUCUAUUCCGAAAGCAUUAGCUGAUGUAUUUACGAGUAUGGGUGAAGAAUCUCCAGAAUGUCCAAAUAUAAUCGCAACGGCUCUCACCACUUGCGAAAAGCCACUUUUACGAAAACUUGGUCGCAUUGAACAUCGAAUGGAUAAAGGUUCAUCUUUUUAUUCCGACUGUUGCUACUAUGCUCAGUUUCAUCAUUGUAUGUUUUCCAAGGUCAAUCAUCAGUGUCACCAAUAUAUCGAUGGAGUUAUUGACCACUCAGAAUAUACGAAUUUGGAAGUAGAUUGUUCAGAAUAUCACCAUGAAAAUCUAAUAUGUCGUUUUGUUGACUACCAUUACAUUAUAAUUUCGAUCGCGGUUAUUUUUGUUCUAAUUGUAUUUUGUUAUUGCACAUUCGUUUGUCAGCGUAAUCGACCAAAAUCUCGGAUUCGAUCUCUUGGAUCUCCUCCAAAAGUAAAAUCAGGAAUACAAAGUCGAGUUAAUUUCUUUUCCAAUCUCAAAAACCAUUCAAACAUUUGAAAAUCAAUCAUUUGUAUCUCCACAAGGGUGUAAUAUGGCUAACUUACUUGGAGGAGGCUAAUCAGCCCAAAUAAUUGUCACUUGAUUCAAUUGUUUCUUAAUUAAUUAAACAUUUACAAUGAUUAAUCCCUGUUUAAUGCGCAGGAAAAAAGCUUUACAUCCACUAACGCAGUUUUACACAUCCUGUAAUAUAAAUCCCUUUUUAGUAUCUUCAUAACAAUUUUUUGUACAUUUAACAUCAAUCAAUUUCUAAUAAAAGAGAUAAUCAAUGAGAUGAUUAAGUUAACCCAUCGACUGAUUGUAUCUUUAAUUGUCGUUUUGGGCCUAAUUGGACUUUCAUUUGGACAGGAUUCUGAUUGUGUAAAAAAUAUUUCAUUGACUAUAAUUCAUUGUGAACGUAGACUUUUUCAGCAAAUCGACGUUUCAUCAUUUAAGAAUAAAAGUCAAGAAGAAAUUAAA